AGUCAAGUGUAAAAAAGAAAAGAAAGAAAAAAAAAAUGUUAACAUUAUGUAGAAGCAUUUAUCAUAAAUUGUUAGGAAGAAGUUUUCGUCAUCAUGUUAGUAGCAUUAUUGAGGAUAAAACUUAUACUUUGUGUUUGAACACAACCGAUAGUUUUUCUAGACAUUAUUCCAAAUUAAGUAUGUCUUCCAAUCAUGCAUCACAUUUUGUAUUACCAAAUACUCAACCAAUUGCCGAUUUGGAAUGUAAAACUGCGUUUGAAAAUCUGACAGAGAAAGAGAAACUCUACGCUCAUUAUUUUAGUAAAGCUUCGUGGGAUGGCGGACUGAUAGCUUUGAUUCAAUCCAGUCCCGAAGGGCCUUUGAUUUUUUCUUUACUACAUCGUAUAUUUGUGGCUGAACCUUUAGAAGAGUUGAAAAGCAAAGCCAUAGCCAAUAGCAUAACUGAAGAGGAUUUUACGGCCUUUUUAGUUUAUGCCUGCGGUGUAUUUGCGAAUACGGGCAAUUAUAAAGGUAUGGGUGACAGUAAAAUCAUACCUAAUCUGAGUGAGAGUACAUUCAGGAAAAUAGUGCACGUAUCGGCUGCUUAUGCUAACGAUAAGAAUGUGCCUCUGAUUUUUGACAAAAUUAAUUCUUUGAUUUAUGAUUUAAAACCUCGAAACGAAAUUUUGGGUUUUGCUCCUAAUGGCAUUACCACAUAUUGGUCUGAUAAUUGCACAAAAGAAGAUAGCAAUACGGUUAACGACUGGCUUACUUCAAAACGUAUUGAACCCUACAUGUGUCGGACCUUCAAAGUAGAAGAAGAUGGUAAAACGAUAUACGAUAUCAAGCUGGGCUCGGUAGCUGUGGAUGAUAAAGAUGGAAUUACUUUGCCCUUACAAUCAUACAAGGAUAAUAAUUUUCGCGUUACUCGCGGCGAUUACAGUAAAUUAUUGCAGAGAGUUAAUAAUAAUUUGCAACAGGCGUUGAAAUAUGCUGCUAAUGAAAAUGAAGUUAAAAUGAUUGAACAUUACGUAAAAGCAUUUCAAGAAGGUUCCCUAGUUGAUCACAAGGACGGAUCCAGAUAUUGGAUUAAGGACAAAGGACCUGUCGUAGAAACUUAUAUUGGUUUUAUUGAAACGUAUCGCGAUCCCGCUGGAGGUCGAGCAGAAUUUGAAGGCUUUGUGGCUAUGGUUAAUAAGGAAAGUUCAGCGAAAUUUGGUGAAUUGGUGGCACGCGCUGAAAAGCUUUUAGAAUACUUACCAUGGACAAAGGAAUAUGAAAAGGAUUCCUACCUAAAACCUGACUUCACUUCACUGGAUGUUUUAACAUUUGCAGGUAGCGGGGUGCCAGCUGGUAUAAACAUUCCAAACUAUGAUGAAAUUCGCCAAGAUGAAGGCUUCAAAAAUGUUUCGUUGGGCAAUGUCUUGGCCAAUAUUAAUCGCAAAGACCCCAUAGCAUUUUUGUCGGAAGAAGAUCAGGCAUUAAUGAAAGAAUAUAAAGUUAAAGCGUUUGAAGUUCAAGUUGGUCUUCAUGAGCUUUUAGGGCAUGGCAGUGGCAAACUAUUCCGAAUUAAUGAAAACGGAAAAUUUAACUUUGAUAAGGAAAAUACAAAAAAUCUUAUUACCGGAGAACCUAUUAACACGUGGUAUUUGCCUGGAGAAACUUAUGAUACUAAAUUCGGAGCUAUUGGUUCAUCCUAUGAAGAAUGUCGAGCUGAAGCCGUGGGACUUUACUUAUCAUUGCAACGUGAUAUUCUAGAAAUCUUUGGUUUCAAAGAUCCUAUUGAACAAGAGAAAAUCAUUUACAUCAAUUGGUUAUCUUUGAUAUGGAAUGGUGUUGGUGUGGCUUUGGAGAUGUAUAAUCCUCAAUCGAAACAAUGGAUGCAAGCGCAUUCAAGAGCACGGUUUGUUAUUAUGAAAGUUCUACUUGAGGCUGGUGAAGGUUUUGUCAAUGUCCAAGAAAUCGAAAAAGGAAAGAAUCUACAUCUUACCGUAGAUCGCACUAAAAUCGAAACGAUAGGUAAAAAAGCGAUUGAAGUGUUUCUCAGAAAAUUGCAAGUUUACAAGUCAACAGCCGAUAUAGACAGUGCCUCUAAAAUGUAUGAACAUUAUUCAGAAGUCAAUGAAACCGGAUCACACCCUUGGGCUAAAUGGCGCGACAUAUGCCUGAUUCAUAAAAAGCCACGUGUGAUUUUGGUCCAAGCGAAUACAGGCAUAAAAGAUAAUAAGGUUAAUUUGCUUACCUACGAAGCAACUCAUGAGGGUUUUAUUAAAUCAUGGACAGAACGUUAUCCAACUACCGAUAUUGACGAUAUCAUAGAGGAAAUUGUUGACCACGAUAAAAAGUAUUUUCCGAGUGCCUUUGGUAACUAAAAAUAACAUUUAAAGCAUUUUAAAAUUUUAACUUUAAGACUUACUUAU
Messenger RNA from Glossina fuscipes, 2399 nucleotides. It is a transcript of the gene DppIII, whose product is annotated as dipeptidyl peptidase 3. Bases 36 to 2351 code for a protein of 771 amino acids. The record is from RefSeq and is a predicted model, not a curated record. Gene Ontology annotation, biological process: proteolysis. NCBI's taxonomy places the organism in Eukaryota, Metazoa, Arthropoda, Insecta, Diptera, Glossinidae. The transcript is spliced from 4 exons. Gene Ontology annotation, cellular component: cytoplasm. Gene Ontology annotation, molecular function: metalloexopeptidase activity; dipeptidyl-peptidase activity.